AUGCGGCCGCCCGCCACGGCGCUGGCGUGGGCGCUGGUGGCCCUGGCGUGGGCCGGCACCGCCCUGGGUCAAGAAAGUGACAGGACGGACAACUCGUUCCUGGAGGCGAUCCCGAUCGAGGGCCUGAAUGCCAGCCGCAUCGACGUGCUGGCCGCCGGGGAGGGCGUGACGGGCACGCUGCCGUUCAACUUGUAUGACGUGUUCGCCUUCCAGGCGCCUGAGCGCGAGGAGGAGGGCUUGGGCUUCCCGGACAUCCUGCUGUCGCUGGACGUCCUGAAUGAUGCCACGGGCGGCAACGCGGACAUCUACUGCUGGCCCCUGUUGCAGGAGAACGGCAACGUGGUCCUGCCCACGCGGGAGAAAUUCCACUGGGCGUCCAACCACAGCCAGGGCACCGACCUGGUGUUCAUCUCCAGCAACGACUCAUUCUACGGCGAGGGCGUGAGCAACAACUUCACGCGCGAGGACGGCCACACCAUCAGCGUGGGCUUCGUGUGCAGCGUGAUUGGCCAGUCCGUCGUACCUUCGGAGUACCGGCUGGAGCUGGAGCUGGACUACACGAAGCGGAGCCUGGUGUCGAGGGAGGUGUCCGCCAUGCGGUCCAUCUUCAACAAGUGCUGCCGCGAUUCGGGCUGCCCGAGGUGGCUUGCCAUGUCGUCGGAGGUGGUGGGCUGGAACGCCAGCGGCGAGGAGACGGAGCCGGUGCUGGACAUGUGCCACCUGAACCUGAACGGCAGCGUGUGCAACGACGACGGCCGCCUGCUGAAGCUAAACCUCGACCUCUUCGAAUUGGAGUGCGCCUUCCCGUUCGACGAGCUGAAGGUCAUGUCGCAGCUGCAGAAGGUCAGCCUGGACUACAACCGGUUGACGGGCGACAUCGGGGCGAUCGCCGGAGGCCUGAAG
Ostreobium quekettii is the source of this 903-nucleotide messenger RNA. NCBI's taxonomy places the organism in Eukaryota, Viridiplantae, Chlorophyta, Ulvophyceae, Bryopsidales, Ostreobiaceae. The record is from the annotation of a GenBank genome assembly.